GUUACACAUAACCGUACUUCACUGUAAGGAAGUGUCCACGGACAACUAUCUACUUAUCUAAUUGUCAUUUACACAACUAGCUACUUAUUAUUAUGCUCUUUGUACGCACCUAUCUACUUAGCUACUACUACUAGUGACUAGUCUUACAAGAUCUGGACCAUGGCUAAGCUUCAGGGGUUUGAUUUCUGGAAGAAGACCCUGAAAGAAGCCUGCUUCGUGGUGGCACCCAUGGUGGACCAGAGUGAGCUGGCUUGGCGUCUACUCAGCCGUCGCCAUGGUGCCCACCUGUGCUACACACCUAUGCUUCAUGCUCAGGUGUUUGUUCGGGAUGCCAACUACAGGCGGGAGAAUCUCUUCAACGAGGUGUGCCAGGAGGACAGACCGCUGAUCACUCAGUUCUGUGCCAAUGACCCCGAGGUGUUCAUUCAGGCAGCCAUGUUGGCGCAGGACUACUGUGACGCCAUCGAUCUCAACCUGGGUUGUCCUCAGAUGAUCGCCAAAAGGGGGCACUAUGGAGUCUUUCUGCAGGAUGAAUGGGAGCUGUUAGAAAAAAUGGUCAGGCUGGCCAAUGAAAAGCUGUCGGUGCCAAUCACAUGUAAGAUCCGCAUCUUCCAGGACCUUGACAAGACUGUCCGCUACGCCCAAAUGCUGGAGAAGGCAGGAUGCCAGCUGCUCACAGUACAUGGCAGGACCAAGGAGCAGAAAGGAGCCAUGACAGGAAUUGCCAGCUGGGAGCACAUCAAAGCAGUACGGAAGGCCCUCCACAUUCCUGUGUUUGCUAACGGCAACAUCCAGCAUCUGAGCGAUGUGCAACGCUGCAUCCAGGAGACAGGUGUGCAAGGGGUGAUGAGUGCAGAGGGGAACCUCCAUAACCCAGCACUGUUUGAAGGGCACAGCCCCCCAGUGUGGGAGAUGGCUGAGGAGUACCUGGACAUGGUCCACAAGCAUCCACCCUGCAACUUGUCCUUUGUACGAGCACACCUCUUCAAACUGUGGCACCACACGCUCCAGAUCCACCAGGACCUGAGGGAGGAGUUGGCCAAGGUGAAGACCUUGGAGAGUUUGGCCAACGUUAGCAAAGAGCUGAAGAUGCGCUGCCAGGAUGAGAUAGCCAGAGGACAUGACAGGAAGAAUGAGGGCGUCCCUCACUGGAUCUGCCAGCCCUAUGUGAGACCACGGCCCAAAGAUCCAGCUGCCAAAGGUGAGGAGUCCCAAGUCCAGAAGUGCCAGAAGAGAGUGCUGGAGGACUGGGACGGGACAGGGCAGACACUCUCCAAAAAUAAACUGAAGAAAAGAUCCCGCAACCCCAACAAGAACUUCAGCCCAGAUCAGAAACCCAAGUACAUCAAAUGUGAAGAGUGUGGGAAUCCAAAGGGAAACAAGUGUGUCUUCAGUCUGUGUCGAGGAUGCUGCAAGAAGAAGUCCUACAAGGAAGUGGCCAACUGUUUGAGUCACGGCUUGAAGUUCAAGACCAAGGCAGAGAGAAGUAAAACUCUAGAAGAGAAGGACAUUGAGAUGGAGAGAAAGUGCAGCUCUCCUCAGCAUCUUCUACAUCAGAAGACUCACAUGGAAGGUAUCUCCACUGGUCCCUACUCAGUCACAUGGAAGGUAUCUCCACUGGUCCCUACUCAGUCACAUGGAAGGUAUCUCCACUGGUCCCUACUCAGUCACAUGGAAGGUAUCUCCACUGGUCCCUACUCAGUCACAUGGAAGGUAUCUCCACUGGUCCCUACUCAGUCACAUGGAAGGUAUCUCCAUUGGUCCCUACUCAUUCACAUGGAAAGUAUCUCCACUGGUCCCUACUCAGUCACAUGGAAGGUAUCUCCACUGGGCCCCACUCAGUCACAUGGACGGUGUCUCCACUGACUGUCGUCCACUGGUCCCCACUCAGUCACUUGGAAGGUAUCUCCACUGACUGUGGUCCACUGGUCCCCACUCAGUCACAUGGAAGGUAUCUCCACUUGUCCCCACUCAGUCACAUGGAAGGUAUCUCCACUGACUGUGGUCCACUGGUCCCCACUCAGUCACAUGGAAGGUAUCUCCACUGGUCCCCACUCAGUCACAUAGAAUGUAUCUCCACUGACUUUGGUCCACUGGUCCCCACUCAGUCACAUGGAAGGUAUCUCCACUGACUUUGGUCCACUGGUCCCCACUCAGUCCCAUGGAAGGUAUCUCCACUGGUCCCCACUCAGUCACAUGGAAGGUAUCUCCACUGGUCCCCACUCAGCCACAUGGAAGGUAUCUCCACUGACUGUGGUCCACUGGUCCCCACUCAGUCACAUGGAAGGUAUCUCCACCGGUCCCCACUCAGUCACAUGGAAGGUAUCUCCACUGGUCCCCACUCAGUCACAUGGAAGGUAUCUCCACUGACUUUGGUCCACUGGUCCCCACUCAGUCACAAGACAUCAUGUUCACUUUGGGUGUGAUGUACACUGGUCCCCACUCAGUCACAUGACAUCAUGUUCACUUUGGGUGUGAUGUACACUGCUCCCCUUUCAGUCACAUGACAUCAUGUUCACUUUGGGUGUGAUGUACACUGCUCCCCUUUCAGUCACAUGACAUCAUGUUCACUUUGGGUGUGAUGUACACUGGUCCCCACUCAGUCACAUGACAUCAUGUUCACUUUGGGUGUGAUGUA
This is a messenger RNA of Nerophis lumbriciformis (worm pipefish), 2638 nucleotides long. RefSeq names its product dihydrouridine synthase 1-like (S. cerevisiae) (gene dus1l). NCBI's taxonomy places the organism in Eukaryota, Metazoa, Chordata, Actinopteri, Syngnathiformes, Syngnathidae. The record is from RefSeq and is a predicted model, not a curated record. Gene Ontology annotation, molecular function: tRNA dihydrouridine synthase activity.